UAGAUAAUAUAUUGUAAUGGUGUUAUGCAUGUCCACUAUUUGCAAGUCGUAACUAACGUUAAUAAAAAAGUAAACAUUGUCAACCACGCUACUGAAUCCACCCUUUUUUUUCUCCGCCUUUGUCACUAUAAACAGUCUGUCUGUAAUGACAUCAGCUGUUAGUGUUGUCUUGUGUGGACCUUGUCCCGUCAGCGUAGAUAACUCCAGUUUUGCAGACAGCAUAAAUUCAUGCAGACAGACAACAGACUCCGGUUGCAUCCAUAGUCAUCGGGAAAUCUCAGUUUUGCUGCAUCACUGCCAGGAACACGUUAAGCAAGAAAAGAAGGAUUCAGAAAAGAUAAGGAAGAGUGCCGUGCGAAGAGGAAAGGAGCGGAGAAGGGAUAGUCUUCAAGUUCUGCUCAGUGUGUAUGUGUUGGGGUGCAUGAAGCUGUAGACCACUGCACUGAUGGAGAAGAGGGAGAGGAAGCCUGGAUACUUUUCCAGGCUGAAGAGGCGGAGACAGCUCAAGCAGAGCCAAUCAGGGAAGGCAGUGGCUGAGCAGAACCGGUUGGAUUUGUCCGCAAAGAUGCCCGUCAUCUCCUGCCCAGACCCUGCUUUUUCUGAACCCCUGGAGAGGAUUAAACCUAACCUGCCUGGAGUCUCAGAUGGCAACAGGAGCAGCCAGGCCAAGAGAGAGAAGAGGCCCCCCGGGACAGUGGAGUAUACCGUGGGACUCCAGGAAUCUCUAAGCAGCAUUGCUCUGAAGUUUAACAUCACCCCGAACAAACUGGUGCAGCUCAACCGUCUCUUCUGCCGUAGUAUCUAUCCUGGACAGAAGCUGUUUGUUCCUGACGUGGGCCAAUCGGGUGCCGACUCUCAGUCUGUGCGUUCUUCUGACCCCGCCUUCCCCAGCGGCCUAUCAGAGAAGGUGUUACAGGAUGGAGACUCCAGCGGCAGGUCAGUAAGACCAUUACGACGGGGGCUAUCGCCCCCGUCCGAGGACGAGAGCCCCGCCACGGUCAAGUUCAUUAAGAUGAGCUGCAAGUACUUUACUGAUGGAAUGGGUGUGGUGGGAGGGGUGAUGAUCGUGACGCCCAACAACAUCAUGUUUGACCCUCACAAGUCUGACCCCCUGGUGAUUGAGCACGGCUGUGAGGAGUACGGCCUGCUCUGCCCCAUGGAGGAGGUGGUGUCUGUGGCCCUCUACGACGACAUCUCCCACAUGAAGCUCAAGGACGCGUUGCCGUUAGACCCACCCCAGGAUCUGUGUCCUCUGUACAGGCCCGGGGAGUGGGAGGAGCUGCCCUCAGAGCGCGACCUUAACCCCUUUAGCCGCUACGAGGCGCUGGACCCCAAACGACCCAUCGUCCUGGACGACAUCAACUCUGCCCUGUCAGAGACUGUCAUAGCGAGAGCAGAGUGUGAUCCAGCGGACAAGUCUCCAUCAGAUGAGUGUUUCACAGAGCUGGAGCUUCCAUUGAAAUGGAGCGCAGAGGAACUGAAGAGCGGAUCCAGACCACCUGCCAGUGCUACAAGCUCGGACCAGCAAGGAGAGCCUCCAGGAUCUAAUACCCCUAAACGGGCAAAGUCCCAGGACCAGUCCCCCUCUGACUCAGUCCCACUGACCUCGCAGAGAGGGGAGGAGGAGGAUGAAGGACUGGUACAGAACAGAUCCAUUGAGGACAUGACAGAAUCACUGCCCGUCUCAUCAGAGACUGAGAAAGACGGUGAACUCUUGAAGGAGAAGCCUGCUAGCCUAGCCACAGGCCAAGGCCAAGACGACAACUCUACAGGGCAACUAGUGAACAGUGUUAGCAUUAGAGAACAAUCAGAAUCCGCAAUGGACCAAAACAGGAAGCUGAGCUUCAGUGAGACUGCUGAGUCUCCAGGAAAAUGUAUUUCUUGGGAACCCAGCCCUGCAGGCGAGCUGCAGAACGGACCAAUGAUAGAGGGGCUGAGUGAAGAAGAGAAGCGGAAGAGGAGCAACAAAGCGGAAGUGAAGUCCUGGCUGCUGGAGCGGAUGCAGGCGCCCAUCCAAAACACGCUUCUGUCCACGGAGAGGAAGAGUAAGACCCCUCCCAUGUUCCUUUGCCUCAAGGUGGGCAAGCCCAUGAGGAAGUCCUUCGUCUUUAGCCGGUCAUCCAGCCCCGCUCACACGAGAGGAAAGCAGCCGGAAUACUGGUUUGCUGUGCCCCAGGAGAGGGUGGACCACCUAUAUGCGUUUUUUGUCCAAUGGUCUCCUGACGUGUACGGUAAGGUGGCCAGGGAGCAGGGCUUCGUGGUCGUGGAGAAGGACGAGCUCAACAUGAUCGAUAACUUCUUCAGUGACCCCGUGACCCCUCACAGCUGGGAGAUCAUCACCAUCAACGAGGCGACGCGCAGGCAGACUUUUGGUAGUUACGAAGGGGAGGAGCCUUCGGGGGAUCUACUGCCCAUGCUCAGUGACCCUAGCACUCUGUUACAGGACACACACAUAGAGAAGCUUGCGUGUCGGCUGCCGGCGCGGGUGCAGGGGUAUCCAUGGAGACUGGCUUACAGUACGGCAGAACACGGGACCAGCUUAAAGACCCUGUACAGGAGCCUAUUGGAUGUGGACAGCCCUGUGCUACUGGUCAUCAAAGACAUGGACAACCAGUUGUUUGGGGGAUACUCUACCCAUCCUUUCAGAGUAAGUGAGCAUUGCUAUGGCACGGGAGAGACCUUCCUCUUCAGCUUCUGCCCUGAGAUCAAGAUGUACCGCUGGACUGGGGAGAACUCCUACUUUGUUAAAGGCAACAUAGAUUCUCUUCAGAUGGGAGGAGGAGGAGGUCAGAUAGGGCUGUGGGUGGACGCUGACCUGUACCACGGCACCACCUCCAGCUGUGCCACCUUCCACAACCAGCCCCUCGCCACCCAGAAGGACUUCACCAUCCACAGUGUGGAGGUCUGGGCCUUCGAGUAGCCUCCCUCCACCUCCAGUCUCCGCCAAACCACACCCACACUUGUGGGAACCUAGACCUAGCUUCAACGCCCACCCCUUUAUCAGAAUGCGGAGCUGACGAUUUCAGAUGGUGUAUGUCAUGGUUUAUGCCAGCCGGGUUUGAUGUGGUUGGAACCUGGUUUGUCCUGAGUGUGGCGGAGGUGUGAACAGCUGUGGCUGGUGUAUUUCCCUUUUUCUCUAUUUGCUGCCCUAAGGUUCUCGCAUGCUUCCUAGUCGAAAUGUGGCGCGCUGGUUUACGCAUUUAUUAUGACAAGAUUUUGUGGUGUUUGGCAGGGUUUUUUCCAGUUGUUCACACACAUUUGUUUUCUUGAGACAAGUUUAAGUUCACUAGCUGAAGUCUACUCGCCUUUGUCAGUGAUUGGUCAAAAGUAGGGAUUCUUCAAUGAAGUGUGUCAUUCAACGAGAGACAACUUUUCAUGCACAUUUAUUCACUUAAAAUACUGCACCAAACAUCUUAGCUAGAUGUAAAAUUGCGUGACGAAGACCUCGGCAAAAACUAAAAAUAACUACACAUUUGUUAAUUUUUCUGAUUUAUUUAAACUAUUUUGAGGAAGUGUUUAUUGACUAUGUUGCUACGGCGUCUCAAGAGGGACAAAACAUAAUAUUGCCGCUUUUUUUCUUCAUUUUCAAGCAGUCAUUUAAGGGAGUAUGUGAGGCACAGAUGUGCGUCUAGCUGAGUUCUGCUAGGAGCAGACCGAAUCUAGUAUGCAGGCACCUUUUUAUACCUACCACGCCACAGCUAUCCCAGCAUGCAGCCUGCCUGCAGAACUCAACUUCUACCCACUCGGAAGGGGAGAAGUAGAGUGACUCAAGUUCCUGGAGGAUCAGAGGCGAUUCUGAUGCAAUUGUCCUUUCUAAUGAAAUCCGUCAUAGGUGACUGUAAACCACAAUAUUAAAACAAUUCAUUGUGAGAUUUUUGUAUUAGGGAAGUGUCUAAUAGUGGGUACAAUGCCCAUCAAAAGGGAAUAAGGCAUCUGGUGAAUUGAAUAAACAACCAUCAAUUCUCGCCAAUCAGAUUGCUCCUUUUUGUUAUCAACCAGAAUAAUCUGAUUUCCCUGAGAUAUUAGGAACUGAUGUGAAAGGGAAGAAGUUUUAGGUAGUGCUUUUGAGACUCAUUUCUCUAACACACACAUUUGCCCCAAACCCACUUUAAAUAUAGGAGUAAUUGUUUACAAAGAGAAGAGGUUUGCAUUCACUGAAGGUUGUAUUGUUCUCAUGUCUCCAGUCCUAUAUAGACUGAAUGAGAAUGUUGCAUUUCAUGACCCUCGCUUUCCAAAACAACUGCCCACUAAGGGAACAUACAGUGCAUUCGGAAAGUAUUCCGUCCCCUUCUCUUUUUCCACAUUUUGUUAUGUUACAGCCUUGUUCUAAAAUGGAUUAAAAAAUUGUUUUUAUUCCCCAUCAAUCUACACUCAAUACCCCAUAAUGAAAAGGCAAAAACUGAUUUAGACAUUUUUGCAAAUGUGUGUGUGUGUGUGUGUGUGUGUGUGUGUGUGUGUGUGUGUGUGUGUGUGUGUGUGUGUGUGUGUGUGUGUGUGUGUGUGUGUGUGUGUGUGUGUGUGUGUGUGUGUGUGUAUGUGUGUAUGUAUGUGUAUAUAUAUAUAUAUAUAUAUAUAUAAAAAAACUGAACUAUGGCAUUUAUGUAAGUAUUCAGACCCUUUACUCAGUACUGUGUUGAAGCACAGGGUCGCUGCAUAGCUAUUUUCAGGUCAAUCUUGGUUUCACCAGACCAGAGAAUCUUGUUUCUCAUGGUCUGAGAAUCCUUUGGGUGCCUUUUGGCAGAUUUCAAGCGGGCUGUCAUGUGCUUCCGUCUGGCCACUCUACCAUAAAGGCCUGAUUGUGCUGCAGAGAUGGUUGAUGGUUCUCCCAUCUCCAUAGAGGAACUCCAGAGCUCUGUUAGUGACCAUCACAUUCUUGGUCACCUCCCUGACCAAGGCCCUACAGUUUCGCUGGGCAGCCAGCUCUAGGAAGAGUAUUGGUGGUUCCAAUCUUCUUCUAUUUAAGAAUGAUGGAGGCUAUAGUGUUCUUGGGGACCUUCAAUGCUGCAGAAAUGUUUUGUUACCCUUCCUCAGAUUUGUGCCUCAACACAAUCCUGUCUCGGAGCUCUACGGACAAUUCCUUCAACCUCAUGGCUUUGUUUUUGCUCUGACAUGCACGGUUAUCUGUGGGACCUUAUAUAGACAGGUGUGUGCUUUCCAAAGGGUCUGAAUGCUUAAGGUAUUUAAGUUUUUUUUAUUUGUAAUACAUUUGCAAACAUUUCUGAAUCUUUAUUAUUGGGGGGGGGGGGGGGGGGUGUAGUGAGGAAAAACAUUAAUUGAAUCAAUUUUAGAGUAAGGCUGUAAUGCAACUAAAUGUGGAAAAAGGGAAGAGGUCUGAAAUACUUUCAGAAUGUACUGUAAAGAGGACGUUUUUGUAAUGAACAAAUGUUUUAUUAUACUUGAUCUGUUUUGUUUGUUUCAUCAUAUAGAAUUGUAUGUUUUUUUGUUUUGCAUUUCAAUUUUCUGUUUUGUUUUAAAGGAAGUCCCGUCAUCGGCCACAAGGUUGAUAAAUUCCAAGCAGGAAAUAGAUUGAAGGUUCUCAAGGCAGUAUUAGUCUGUCACAUCUCUGACCAACUGUACCUUCUCUUGGUUUUGUAUGCGUUUCGGUAAGUAGGGUGAUUUGCUACAGAGUGUGAGGGUUUAGUCCAUUGAGACAAGGGAAGUAGGGAGGGAUGUCGUUUUGCGCUGCAGGCUUGUGGGACAGUUCAAUAACUCGAGGUGAUUGGUCUUGUCUGUGGAAUUAACAUCAAUCACUAUUGUCACUUUCUACCACUACGACAGGGAAGGAUGGGUCACCACUUGUAUUUUAUUUGGGAAAGAAAGGGAUAUACCUUUUUAUUUCUCAACACGUUCUGUUGAUCUCGUGCAACUGAGGGUUCCUUUUUAUUUUCCAAACCGAUGUCGAUAAAGGGAGUGUUAAUUUCUGUCUCUAGUUACUGUAAGAUGACUAGGCCUACUGCAUGAUAUGACUACUGUAACUGUUGAACCUGUUCCUGCGUUCCCACUAUCCACAAUCCUUACAGGUAUGGCUUUGUUUUAUGUAUUUUGUCAUAUAGAUGUUGCGUGUUCUUCUCAUUGUGAAUGUUUCCAGUGUUUUAUUUCCUGUGAAUCCAAAAACCAUAGUAUCAUAUGUGAAUACCACCAAGGAUGUAUUUAUUCUAUUGUUGCCACGUUUAAAACGAAAUAAACAAAUAAUAGCGUUA
Messenger RNA from Oncorhynchus kisutch (coho salmon), 6200 nucleotides. Its product is annotated as nuclear receptor coactivator 7. The transcript has 17 exons. Lineage: Eukaryota; Metazoa; Chordata; Actinopteri; Salmoniformes; Salmonidae. Gene Ontology annotation, cellular component: nucleus. Bases 446 to 2920 code for a protein of 824 amino acids. Gene Ontology annotation, biological process: regulation of transcription by RNA polymerase II; response to oxidative stress. The record is from RefSeq and is a predicted model, not a curated record.